Messenger RNA from Pogona vitticeps (central bearded dragon), 4508 nucleotides. It is a transcript of the gene EDRF1, whose product is annotated as erythroid differentiation regulatory factor 1. Gene Ontology annotation, biological process: positive regulation of DNA-templated transcription. NCBI's taxonomy places the organism in Eukaryota, Metazoa, Chordata, Lepidosauria, Squamata, Agamidae. The record is from RefSeq and is a predicted model, not a curated record.
CGCUGUAAGGAGCCAACGAAACAGAGCAAAGCCUUGGAGGGGGCGGGUUCUAGGUGGGAAUAGUUGUUUCGAGCUCUUUCCGGUUGAUUCCAGGACGCAGCCGCCCGGUCAGCCGAAGGGAACACGGCGGGCUUCUCCCUCCUGUUAGUCCAGCGAGGCGAGCCGAGGGAAUGGGGGACCCUCGGGGAGCAGGGGCCGAGGGGCCCGUCGCUGGGAAAGGCGACCCGGCAGCUAGUGCGCCUCAGCCAGAGUCGCUGAAAGGAGAACGAGAAAAGUCGAAACAGAGAUCUGUAUUAUUUCUUGGAGGCAAUGAAGUAAAAAGCAGUGCUGUUGUAAAAUAUUCAUCUGCUCCACCACAAGCAGCGUUUGCUCGUCUUCAAGAGAAGACCGAUCUGAAACUUCCUCCUGCAAAUUGGUUACGUGAAAGUGCCAAACUGGGACCAGCAGGUGCUACUAUUCUUGGAAACAGCAAGAAAAGCAAACCAUUUUCAAGCUUUGGUAUGGCGUAUGAUUUUAUCGAUUCAAUAGGAAAUGAUGUGGAUGUUGUAUCUGACUCAGAGAAUAUUAAGAAGCUUCUUAAGAUACCUUACAGCAAAUCACAUGUCAGCAUGGCAGUACAUCGGAUUGGGAGAACCCUUUUAUUGGAUGAUCUGGAUAUUCAGGAACUUUUUAUGAGAUCAUCACAGACUGGAGAUUGGACUUGGUUGAAAGAAUUCUACCAGAGAUUAAUAGAUCAGAAAUGGCAACGAAAGAAAAAAAGCAAGGAACACUGGUAUCAGAAAGCUAUACUUUCCAAAUUUUUGUAUUACAGCAUCAAUGGUGAUGAAGCUGCUCAGCCUGCUCCUACUCCUGAAGAACAACAUCAAGAAGAAAGAACUCAGGAAGAAACUGAUGGAGCAGGACGGGUCUCUUGGCCAGCCCCUUUUGAAAUGCCCUCCUCACUUUCUGAAGAUGCAGCUGCUUCUGACCAGGGAAGUGUGACUUUUGAACCCUCAUAUAUAGUGGGGCAUGUGGCCUCAGCCCCCAAAGAACAAAACCUAACUACUUUGUUCAGUGACGGGGAAAACAGUCAGGGUCUUAAAAAUGAUUUUGUUCGGAACAUCUUGUGGACAUUUGAAGAUAUUCACAUGUUGGUUGGUUCAAAUAUGCCUAUAUUUGGAGGAGGAAGAUACCCUGCUGUGAGCUUGCGUCUCAGGGAUAACAAUAAGCCAAUUAAUGUGCUAACAGGCAUUGAUUAUUGGUUGGACAACUUGAUCUGCAAUGUGCCAGAACUUGUGAUGUGCUUCCAUGUCAAUGGAAUUGUUCAGAAAUAUGAAAUGAUUAAGACAGAGGAUAUUCCCAAUUUGGAAAACUCAAAUUUUUCUACCAAAGUAAUAAAAGAUAUUGCACAAAAUAUUUUGUCUUUUUUGAAAUCCAACUGUACCAAAGAAGGGCAUACAUACUGGCUUUUUAAAGCAAGCGGAAGUGAUAUAGUAAAGCUGUAUGAUCUUACCACUUUGUGUGAAGAAACAGAAGAUAAAUACCAAAACCCUUUCACAAUGCCAGUGGCAAUUCUUCUCUAUAAAGUUGCUUGCAAUAUGAUGUUAAAGAAAAAUCAAAACAGGAAACAUUAUGGUACUAUUAGAACAUUACUCCUUAAUUGUGUGAAGUUAUUAGACAAGGGUAAACAUCCUCAGAUUAUUGCAUCAGCAAACUACAUGCUUUCAGAACUGUUCCAGCUAGAUGAGCCAAAAAAAGAAGAGAGUGGUGGGUUCCCUUUAAAUGGUAACUCUGAUGAGAGCUACAGUGAGGAGGAGGAAGAGGAAAUGCCUGAUAGUGAUGAAAAUGGUUCCUACAGCACCAGUUCAGAUCCUCCUGAUGAUAACAAAGCUGUUGCUGUAAUCAAAUCUGUUGGAGAACUCUCAGUACCUGAAAAGUAUAAAUCUACUCAUCAAGUCCGUCCUAGUUGUGCAUUUCCUGUUUGCCAUGACACUGAAGAACGAUGCAGAUUAGUACUCAGUUAUGUUCUUGAGGGUUUGAAAUCAGUUGACAGUAGCAUCAAGAAAGAGGGUGAUCUUCCUGCAGCAGAUCCUAGUACCCCAAUUCCAUUAAAAUAUGAAGAUGAAUCAACAAAUGUUGGUCCUGAGUGUCUUGAAAAACAGAUGGCUUUGUUCUUACACAAAAUGGGUUCAUUCCAGGAAGUUAAACAUUCUAGUCAGUCAGGAAUGAUCCCUGGAUCCUGGCAAUAUAAAAUGAAGCUUCAACUGAUUUUGAAAUCCUCAAAGGCAUAUUAUGUUCUCUCUGAUGCUGCUGUGGGUCUUCAGAAAUAUGGGAGAGCAUUGCGCUACAUAAAACUAGCUUUACAGUGCCAUGAUGCAUAUUGCUGCCUCUGCACCAACAUGCUUUCAGAAGUACUGCUGUUUCUUUGUCAGAGUUUAACUCUUUGUGGUGACAUCCAACUAAUGCUUGCCCAGAAUGCAAGCAACAGAGCUGCAUAUCUUGAAGAGUAUAACUAUCAAACAAAAGAAGAUCAAGAAAUACUGCAUAGUCUUCAUAGAGAGUCCACCUGCCAAGUAUUUUCUUGGGCUACUGAUCUGUCUACAGAUUUGGAAUACCAGCUUUCAAUUAGCUGCAAAUGCUAUGAGGCAGCUAAUGAAAUCCUGCUCUUCAGUAAUUUAAGAGAGCAGUAUCCCGAGCAAUAUACACAAGUAGUGAAGAGGAUGGGAAACAUUCAGAAUGAAAUUGGAGUGUUUUACAUGAACCAAGCUGCUGCUUUACAGAGUGAAAGAAUCGACCACAAAAUUGCAUCAGCAGCAGAACAGCAGCUUUGGAAGAAAAGCUUUUCGUUUUUUGAAAAGGGAAUUCAAAAUUUUGAAUUGAUUGAUGAUGCAACCAAUGCUGCUCUUCUUCUUUGUAAUAUGGGGAGACUGAUGAGAAUUUGUGCUCAUGCUCAUUGUCCUACUGGGGGAGACCUUAAAAGAGAAUUUUCCCCUGAAGAGGCACUUUAUUAUAAUAAGGCUAUUGACUAUUACCUGAAAGCUUUAAGAUCACUUGGUGAAAGGGAAGUUCAUCCAGCUGUCUGGGAUUCUGUCAACUGGGAACUGUCAACUACCUAUUUUACUAUGGCAACUCUGCUGCAAGAUUAUGCUCCCUUGUCCAGGAAGGCUCAAGAGCAGAUAGAAAAAGAAGUUAGUGAGUCAAUGAUGAAAUCCUUGAAAUACUGUGACGUUAAUACAGUUUCUGCACGGCAACCCCUUUGCCAGUACCGGGCAGCUACAAUACACCACAGGCUGGCUUCCAUGUAUCAUAGCUGUUUGAGAAACCAGGUUGGUGAUGAGCAUCAGCGUAAACAACACAGAGUACUAGUUGACCUUCAUUAUAGUAAAUCUGUGAAGUUUUUUCAACUCCUGAAGGAUGCACCAUGUGAGCUUCUUCGUGUACAAUUGGAAAGAGUAGCAUUUGCAGAAUUUCAGAUGGCAAGUCAAAACAGCAAUGGGGGAAAGCUAAAGACCUUAUCAGGGGCCUUGGAUAUAAUGAGACAGACCCAGUCUGUGUUUCAGCUUAUCAAAAAAGAACUUGUUGCUGAUUGUGAGCAGACCCUUGAGGAUAACAAGAAGAAUGUAGAGAGAAUGACUACUGAAGAUUCCUCAAACAGCCUCAAUAAAGAAGAAGUAUCAAAGCUCCUUGGUAUAUUUGAAUCUAGAUUGUCAUUUCUCCUCCUUCAGUCCAUCAAACUGCUUACAUCAACCAAAAAGAAACUCGGAGGUAACAAUGAAGAAGAAGAAAUUCUUAAGUCCAAUAAGUAUGUUUACUCACUUCUCUUGCGAUCUGUAGCAAAGAAGAACCUGACGCUGCUGGAAAGAAUAGAAGUUGUGCUAAACCUAUUGGAACAGCUGACUCAGGACAAUGAAGGCAGUAAUCUGGGACCUCAGUAACCUAACAGUACCUGAUAGACAUCACAGCAAUUUAAUCAGUGCCUUGCUCAAAAAUGGACUUGUGUUUCUGUUCUAUAGAGAUCCUUGAUUUUAUUUGUAUUAUUACAUAUUUAUAAGAUUGUACAGCUGGAAAAAUAAACCUUAUUGCUAUCUUUUGAAGAAUGAUACAGUUAGUAUAUAUUUUGUUAUUGUAUUUUAAAGUGCUAAAACAGAAAUGUACAGUUCAUUUAUUUGAAACAUAAUAUACUUUGUUGAGUUGUAAAGCAGGGUGGUUUUGCUAAUACUGUAAUCUAUUACAGUGAAAUUUUGCUUAGUUGUUUUUUUAAAAAUUAUUUACAAAACAAUCGUCUUUGUAAGGUACUGCCAGAAGUUUUACUUAAACCAUAAGAUUCCAUUACAUAUGCAAACAUUGUACUGUACUGUAGCAUCGAACAUACUCCUGUGUGAGUGUGCCUUCUCCCACUUCAGUGUGACACUCAUAAUAGACUUUAUCCUAGGAAAGGAUAAAGGAUAAAAUGGAAUUUUUCUGUCUUAAUCACUGUUAUUUUCAGAAAUGUGAAUAAAAGUAAUGUAUAAUUUUUUUAAAAUUGAAAA